Messenger RNA from Vespula pensylvanica (western yellowjacket), 3046 nucleotides. RefSeq names its product protein ERGIC-53 (gene ergic53). Gene Ontology annotation, cellular component: endoplasmic reticulum membrane; endoplasmic reticulum-Golgi intermediate compartment; COPII-coated ER to Golgi transport vesicle. Gene Ontology annotation, biological process: endoplasmic reticulum organization; Golgi organization; endoplasmic reticulum to Golgi vesicle-mediated transport. Gene Ontology annotation, molecular function: D-mannose binding. The transcript is spliced from 10 exons. The record is from RefSeq and is a predicted model, not a curated record. Bases 322 to 1815 code for a protein of 497 amino acids. NCBI's taxonomy places the organism in Eukaryota, Metazoa, Arthropoda, Insecta, Hymenoptera, Vespidae.
AUGUACAUAUAAGUUUACAAAAUUUUCAUCACGGAUAACAAACGAAGUAAUGAAAAAGUGUUAAUCGAACGAUAGUAUUUAUAAAAUAAUAAGAAUACACUUUCUUUGAAAGAAAAUCAUAUGAAAAAUUGAAAGUGCCAAAGUAAUGAUGUUUGAAGUAAAUUUGUAAUGUAUGUAUGUAGCCACGCAAUUGACACGUCACUUGUAACGAACCAAUAAUAUUCAAUUCUUCCGAUCCGGUUUUUAAAUGUUGUUCCAAUCGUUUCUUUUUUAAUUCAUAUAACUUUAGUUGUUCUAUCCAGACAUUAUUAAACAGUCAAAAUGAAGAUGGCUGCCGAGGUGAGGUGGCUCUUAGUAUUUCUCGCAUUUCUAACAUUUACUCUUGUUUUCGCCGAUAUUCCUCAUCGAAAAUUUGAGUAUAAAUACUCCUUUAAGCCACCAUAUCUCGCGCAAAAGGAUAGAUCAGUACCUUUUUGGGAAUAUGGAGGAAAUGCUAUUGCAAGUGCAGAAAACGUUAGAGUAGCCCCAUCACUAAGAAGUCAAAAGGGUGCAAUAUGGAUGAAACAACCAAUUAACUUUGAUUGGUGGGAAGUGGACUUAAUGUUCAGAAUUACUGGUCGUGGUAGAAUAGGUGCGGAUGGUUUAGCAUUUUGGUAUACUGGUGCCAAGGGUGCUUAUAAUGGCACCGUUUUUGGUAGUUCUGAUCAAUGGAACGGCCUUGGAGUUUUCUUUGACUCCUUUGAUAAUGACAAUAAACAUAAUAAUCCAUAUAUUAUGGCUGUGCAAAAUGAUGGCACAAAAAUUUUUGAUCACGCCAACGAUGGUACAACACAAUUACUGGCAGGUUGUUUAAGAGAUUUUCGUAACAAACCUUUUGCAACACGCGCAAGAAUAGAAUAUUACCAGAAUGUAUUAACGUUAUUUUUCCAUAGUGGUAUGACAAAUAACGAUCAAGAUUAUGAGACUUGUUUCCGUGUGGAAAAUGUAAUUUUACCAAAGUCUGGAUAUUUUGGUGUGUCAGCAGCUACAGGUGGUUUGGCUGAUGAUCACGAUGUAAUACAUUUCUUAACAACAUCUUUACAUCCACCUGGUCAAUUACCUACAGAUAGUUACAAAGUUUCUGUGGAAGAUCAAGUUAAAUUAAGUCAAGAAUAUCAAGAUUACCAAAAAAAAUUGGAACAACAAAAGGAAGAAUAUCACAGAGAACAUCCGGACCAACGUAGAGAGAAAGAUGAAUUUGAAGAAUAUUUCGAGACAGACAAUCAGAGAGAAUUGAGACAGAUUUUCUCUGGUCAAAGUCAAAUGUUCAAUGUCUUAAGAGAACUUAGCAGGAAGCUAGAUGAAAUUGUUGGAAGACAAGAAAGAACGAUAAGUUUAAUUUCACAAGUUCAAGUGGGUGGAGUAGGAGGACAAGGACAGCCAAUUCAGUUAAUAGAUACAAUUCGUCGGCAAGAAGUUGAUGCUGUUCUUAAAAAUCAAAAUAUUUUAAUCAGUACUGUUCAAGAAAUUAGAUCUUUUAUAGGCGAUGUUAAUUCUAAAUCAGAUAACAUUUUAAAUAAUCAAGCACGUAAUCCAACGGCUCAAGUGCAACCAAUGGGUUAUGAUUAUCAAGCAAUAAUAUCUGAAAUGCGGGAUAGACUUAACGUAUUGAUGAGAGAUAUUGCACAAACUAAUACAAAAUUAGCAGAUUGUCCAACAACAAAUUGUUUAACAACAAUGAUGUUCCUUUUAUUUGUGGCUAUACAAAUGAUAAUAUUAUUAGCAUACAGUUUAUAUCGGGAUAACAAAGAAGCACAGGCUAAAAAGUUUUAUUAGUGGAAAAAUUUAUAAUCAAGAACAACUAAUAGUGAAUAUAUGGCGACGAAUCUGUAAGAGUGUAUUGGGUUGGUGUUCGUAUUCCUCACUGUUCGUAUUCACCAACUAUGGUUUUACUUAACAUCUGUAUAAUAAAUGCAUCUUCUCAUUGAUCAGAUUGAUCAUAUAAUCAUUAACAACAUCAAAUGGACAAAUACAAAAUUAUUGUCCUAUGGGUAUUUAAAGCUUAAUUUCCUUUGAGAAUUCACACACAAUUUUAAUAUUCUUGAAAAUGUAUAUAUAUAUAUAUAUACACACACACGCAUAUGUAUGUAUGUAUGUAUGUAUGAUAUGCACAUAUAUGUUUAUUUUAAGAUUUUUCUUUGUCAAAAUUAUAUAUUUCGUUAAAAACAAAUCUAUAUGAAAUACACACUGUAGAUUAGCCGGUCAAUGAUUUUCAAGUCAAUUGUUGUGUAUAAUAUAUAUUUUUUUACUGUUUAUCGUUAAAAAAGCGUUUCGCGCUAUGCGCACAUAUUUUUAAAUGAUUUCUUUACUUUGAUUAUUUCUUCUAUUCCUUCUUCUUUUUUCCUUUUUUUCUUUGUUCUUAUUUUUUUUUUUUUGGAUCAAUUUUUUCUUCCUAGAUUUAUUUCCUUGAUAAUGUAGUUUAUUGCAAGAAACCUUUAUACGACAUUUUGUACCAAUUUUAUAUGAUGUAGCUUGAGUGGAAGAAAUACCAGGAUAUAUUGUAUCAGUUAAAUAAAUAAUAUAUAUAUAUAUAUAUAUACAUAUACAUAUAUAUCUAUAUAUAUAUUUAUUUAUUUCAUAACUUUUCAAACUUUUUUUAAGUUUACAAUUGCAUUUACUAUUAAUCUGAUAAUUCGUUUAACAUAGACAGAAAACUUGUUUCAGCAAAUGAUGCAAUUUUAUAAAUUUUUUAAUAUGCUGUUACGAGUUUUUUUUUUUUUUUUUUUUUUUUUUUUUGUUAUAUAUACACUUACAUUUUGGUUAGCACAUUUAGAAUCGUUGACAGGCAUUUGCUACCUUUCGAUUCUAAUAUAUGAAAUGUAUAAAACAACUAGAUAGGUACGGGGUAGACAAACACUAUAAAUAAUGAUUAUUGUAGAUGAAGUAUUGAGAGAUAUGAAAAUCAAUAUAUAUCCAUAAUUCUCAUUGCAUUUGUAAAAGUUUAUGGAAGAUUAUAAAUGUAUAAGGAAUUAUAUCUGAUAAUAAAACUAAAGAAAAAAUUACCGUC